Messenger RNA from Penicillium subrubescens, 2706 nucleotides. RefSeq names its product Zn(II)2Cys6 transcription factor. Gene Ontology annotation, biological process: positive regulation of transcription by RNA polymerase II. Gene Ontology annotation, cellular component: nucleus. The coding region runs from base 20 to 1642 and encodes 540 amino acids. The transcript is spliced from 2 exons. Gene Ontology annotation, molecular function: zinc ion binding; transcription cis-regulatory region binding; DNA-binding transcription factor activity, RNA polymerase II-specific. The record is from RefSeq and is a predicted model, not a curated record. NCBI's taxonomy places the organism in Eukaryota, Fungi, Ascomycota, Eurotiomycetes, Eurotiales, Aspergillaceae.
CACCCCCCACACCAACACGAUGCCGCCAGAUCGACAGCCGCGGGUGCAGCGGAUCGUUCGCGUCCGCACGGGAUGCUGGUCUUGUCGGCGUAGGAAGAAGAAGUGCGACGAACUCCGACCGAUCUGUUCAGGGUGCCGGCGGAAUGACCUGGUUUGCGAGUGGCCGUCGAACCUACCUGGAAGGAGGAACUCGGGCCCGGAAAACGACAUGUCGGGUUACAUCCCCGGAGAUAGACGGUCUAGUUACGCCGGGUCGAUCGAAGAUCUCGAUGCCAUGCAACUACCCGGUAGUCCCUUGUCCAGGCGCCACUCCUCCACUUCGUCAAGUGCGGGACUUUCCGCCAUUGUCGAGGAGCACCUGGCUCGGGGACCGGGUCAAGUCGAGGCUAUGGACAGCCGCAGGUCAACUUUGGUAGAGGAAGAAAACGCACUCGUGGCUAGUAUGGCUGUCGGAAACGUCGUUCCUCGGACUUUGUCCAUGUUGCCUGGCUAUGACCCGGAGAGCUACGCCUUGCUUUCGCAUUAUCUGGCCAACACGGCGGAUGUGAUGGCCAACGGUACUACCCCUAUCAACCCGUUUCUGGUUCAGAUUGUACCACUCGCAUUCACCAGCGAUCUCCUGCUCCAGCUCGUCAUUGCUCAGAGUGCUGCGCACCGUGCCUUUCGACGACGUGACGAUUCAGAUGCUGUGGCCAACUCCCACUAUACAAAAGCCAUUCAGCUCUUCAGACAUGGUGUCAACGAUUUCAUCCAAGGCAAAGAAUCAAACCCGCUGAUGCUGCUGGUUGGCGCCUUGUUGAUGUGCUUCACCGAGACUGCCAAAGGCGACAUGACAGGAACUGUCUUCGAUCAUCUGUCAGCCGCUCACUCCUUACUAGUGAAGCUCCUCGAACAAAGUGACACCGCCGUACCAAGAGAGUUGAAAGACUUCGUCAUCGAGUACUACGUCUACACCGCGACCGUGAGCAUGAUUUCAAUCGACGCUCGCUUAAGUGGACAGGUCUUCUUGAACUUCGACCUCGAACAACGUGCGCGUGAGGUCCUCCGCACUCAAUACGUGGGCAAUCUGUGUGGCUGCUGGUUAGAGUUACUCCUCCUCAUCCCCUGUAUCUUCGAUCUCGGCCGGCAAUGGAUGAUGGACGACACCCAGCCCACCCUUCCGACAGCAGACGACAUGGCCAUGUUCGCUUCCAUCCAAGCUCAGGUUCUACGCUGGUCGCCCUACUCCUUUGUCGAGCCUGAGGUUUACCUAGCUGGUCUAGUCUUCCAACAAGCAAUGCUCAUCUACUUGUACACUUCGCUCGGUGGCUACACCUACGCCCCGGACGGCAUGUAUAAAGGUCUCAUCCAAACGGCUGUCACUGAAGCGCUGUCCUACCUCGACGAAAUUUCGCCACAAGCCAGGAUCAACUCUGGUCUCUGUUGGCCGAUCGCAGUCGUGGGAUCGUGUCUUGAGAAGCCUGAGCAGCAGGAACGUCUUCGGACACGUUUGACGGCGAUGGCGACGCACUUUGGCCUAGGUAAUAUGCAGCGAACGCUUCUGUUGCUAGAGGCCAUGUGGGAACUCCCCGCGGCUGAUGCUGGGCCGUGGAACAUCUGUCGGACGAUGCAGGCUAAACAGAUUUGGAUAUCGUUUGCGUGAUUGCAGCCCGAGUCACUUGAUGUACAGUUUGUACAAUUUUCAAGGUAGUCUUCAAGGUUAUGGGUCAAGUCUAAGGACCAGCCAAAUCCCUGGGUAUCUCGGUCGCAGAUCCCCUGAGCGUGAAAUAUGUCUUUGUGAGACCGCCGAUCACGAUGAGCCACGGCAUAAAUGACCGAACUCCCAUCACUCACCAGGCGCACCAUAGCCCGAGCCUACUUUAUUGCAUCGCCGAAACAACAACUCAGAAAGUGCACGUUGCGACGCAAGCGCUUGGCCCUUCUUGUCGCCCACCAGUCCCGCGAAAGAGGUGUGCUACACGCUUCGUCUAAAUUCGAACACUCUCAGUCAGGAAGGCAUCAAGGACUAGAACUGCAGCGGCGCAGGAAAAUUCGAGUCAAGCCGGCAUUCCGGUCGAGCAUGCACAGCCAAACUUCUAAGUCAUUGCCAGGAUAGUCCUCUUGCUAGCCGUGCUAGCAGCCUUCUUGCAAUGCAUUCGUGGCCAUUGAACGUCAUGCUGGAUUCAUCCAACACCAUGCUUGAGAUUAAUGUCAAAGCGGGCUGCUAAAUAUCAUUUGGACAAGCCUCCACAUCUACGUCCUUGGGGUUCAUGAUACCCGCACCGUUGAAAAUAGCGCUCGACGCGUCCCCAUGUCAAGUUCAGUGCUGCAGCUUUAAUUUCCCAUUUUGUCGGAUAUAUCGUCGACUAGCCUUUUGACGGUGCCUGAUUGUGUUUACUUUACUUGGGGUCAAUGCAAGACCUGUGUCCGUCGUCUUAUUUAUGAGGAAGGAAGCCUCACUCGUGAAGCAGGAUAGUUUCCAGUUUUGAGGCCAGAGCGGCUUUUUUUCAACCUGCUAGGUUGCUAGACCACGCUAUUUGAGGUGGCUUGGCUACAUACCGCCGUCAGCUACACCGGAAAUGAAGGGAUUGUGCCCUGAAAUAUUCCGCCGGCGUACAAGAAAUCAAUGAAUACCUACACAAAUGAUUCUCAAAAUGUUCCUUGAAAAAGUGGCGACGAACCUUGAUAAAUUGGUUUUAUUGUCAACUGAAUUGAUGACGUUGAAUA